Molecule: messenger RNA, 409 nt
Organism: Sphaeroforma arctica JP610
Lineage: Eukaryota; Ichthyosporea; Ichthyophonida
Exons: 5
Source: RefSeq, a predicted model, not a curated record
CGCUUACGCACACAUCACAUACGUCACCAUCUACGACUGCAAUGAAUCCGCAGCGAAUGAAACGGAGAUCAUACCGGCUUCUGUGAAGGGCUUGAUCGAAACGACCGCAAACACAUCGAUUGCGAAUUCCAAUUUUGCGAACUGCACUGGACAGUUUCUGUCUGGGAUUUACACGACUGCAUCGGUGGCCGUGUACUACUCCGAAUUCUUCAACCUCACCUCCACGGACGACCACAGUGGAGGGGCCGCAAUCAACGCAAAGGGCGCCGUGUAUGCGACCGACAGCUUAUUCCACAGCAACAGUGCCGCGAUGGGAGGAGCCGUCUGGGCGCAACUAACACCCAUGUUGUCGUACUGCGAGUUCAUAAACAAUACGGCAACGAAACAAAGUCAGGUAUGUGUUCUGUGA